AUGAUUAGAGGAUUAGGAGCUCAUUUAAAUACAGUUCCCCGGCUGAGUAUAGUUGACGAUAGCUUUCUAUCUUCUGAGAGCACGAACACAGAUCACGACCAACAGCUUCAGCACCGGGUCCUCCACUUGGAGCGCAAGUUAGCCCAUCAGUCCGAUGAGAUCGUGUGCCUCAGGAGUACAUUGGCUGAUGUCCUCCGAAGAGUUACUCAGUUAGAGGGCAGAGGUACUNAACAGCUUCAGCACCGGGUCCUCCACUUGGAGCGCAAGUUAGCCCAUCAGUCCGAUGAGAUCGUGUGCCUCAGGAGUACAUUGGCUGAUGUCCUCCGAAGAGUUACUCAGUUAGAGGGCAGAGCACCUGUCGUUACGUCCAAUACAGUGCCUAAUAAUGCGCUCAACAGUAAAGGCUUACAUUUAUCGCCACUUCGGCUGAACGCGAGCUCGCAAUCGAUUUACAGCCAGAAAUACAGCCGCGACUAUAAUCUCAAUUACAAUCACACCCCCAAUGGCAAUGGCAAUGGAAACGCGCUGAAAGGCAAUCUCACGAAUGGCAGCCCCGGUAUAAACGGCAAUGGCCUGGCGGCUAACGGUCACCGGCGGCUAUCGCACUAUCCGUCCAACAACUCACUGCACAGCGAAAGGGGUGGCCUUAACAGCAGCUCCAACAGCGCGUCGCCCGUGCCCUCGCCCUCCCCGUCCCAGUCGUCGAUGUCAUACCGGGCCAACACACCCACGGCGUCGCCCCGACACACGCCCGGCCGUGAGAUGCGGUCGCCGUACUCGGCGUCCACUUCUAAUUUGGUUGCGAUG
Oppiella nova is the source of this 807-nucleotide messenger RNA. The record is from the annotation of a GenBank genome assembly. Lineage: Eukaryota; Metazoa; Arthropoda; Arachnida; Sarcoptiformes; Oppiidae.